Molecule: messenger RNA, 330 nt
Organism: Cantharellus anzutake
Lineage: Eukaryota; Fungi; Basidiomycota; Agaricomycetes; Cantharellales; Hydnaceae
Product: mitochondrial F1-F0 ATP synthase subunit F of fungi-domain-containing protein
Exons: 2
Coding region: 1-330 (109 amino acids)
Biological process (GO): proton motive force-driven ATP synthesis
Source: RefSeq, a predicted model, not a curated record
AUGCGUGCAUCGCUCGUCCGUCACACACUGGGCAACCUCGUCCCGCCAAAGAUUGCUUCGCCUUCAGCGGUGGUGAGAGGCGCAGGUGCCAGCAUGGCCUCCGUGGUUGACUUCUACUCUAAGUUGCCAAAAGGGCCUGCUAAGGCCCCCGCCAUUUCUGGAAUCAAGGCCAAAUUUUUCAAUGGCAAGAAUGCAUCGGUCGCACCAUUCCUUGGUACCCUAACUGCCAUAUUGUUGCUGGGAUACACUAUUGACUACAACAGUGUGUAUUCCUAUCUAACCAUUUUUAACCGAGUUCUGAGUUUCCCAUUCAUCCUUCAGUGCAUUUGA